AUGGAGGAGGAUUCUCGGUUCGAUCGCGAGCUGGCCCCUCUGCAAGGGCUCGCGCUAGUGGUAUUCGCCUCGUCCGCAGUGUUUGGCACGAUAUCCAUCGUGGUGGUGUGUUUGAGGGUCUAUGUCCGAUGGCAUGAAGGGUCCAUCUGGUGGGACGACGGGCUGAUGUUCGGGUCUAUGCUCCUAUAUGUUGCCGACGUGGGCAUCGCUUGCGCAAGCACCUUCUACGGCGUCGGAACGAGGGACGAGCACACCCAUGAGCUAUUACGGUUGGAGGGAAACAAGCUGCUGAUGAUGUGGACCAUCCUCUACUCAGCCUGCCUCGCCUCAGUCAAAAGUUCUAUUUGCAUGACCCUGUUGCGGCUCUCUAGGACGAUGCGGACCCUGCGUCUCGCCAUCUACGUCUUGAUGGGGCUGAGUAUCGCGACAUUCGUCGCCGUCUUCAUAUGCAGCCUGACCCUUUGCCGGCCCAUCGAGGCUUCUUGGGACAUACGCAUGCUCAGGAACGGUACCGGAACCUGCGCGCCCCCGAUAUCCGUCCAGGGCAUCGUCUACACGACCGCGGCCACGGCUCUGAUAACGGACGCGGCCUGCGCCGCUAUCCCCGCCAUCAUCCUGUGGAAAAUUCAGAUCGACCUUCGGACGAAGAUACUGGCUAGUGUCCUCCUUUCGUUUGGCUCUUGCGCCUCAAUAUGCACAGUAAUCCGUACGCCGUACACUCGGUACUACGCACAGAUCGAGGACCACCUCUACUGGACCGCGCACGUCAUGAUGUGGUCCAACAUCGAGACGGCGGUCGGGCUCAUCGCGGGCUCGCUGCCGGUGCUGCAGCGGCUGAUCAUGCAGCGGCGGGCGGCGGCCGCGGGAGCCACGGACGAGGACGGCGCGGCGGCCAGCGGCCCGGCCCCCGGCGGCGGCGGCGAGAGCAACGGCCGCGACGGCCUCGUCACCUUCGGCAGCCUGCCCUCCGGCAACCCGGGCGCGGGCGGCCGGGGCGCCGAGCGCGCCCGCCGCCACCAGCCGCGGCUGCCGACGGCGAGCAGCGAGGCGCUGCGCGCCAGCGUGUGGAGCGCGGCGUCGGCGCGCGCGAGCCGCGGCUGCGAGGGGUGGGAGGAGGACGACGACGACGAGAGCGAGGAGCGGGAGGAGGCGGAGGAGCAGGGGGGAGAGGGCUUCGGGGCCGCGAGCGGCGCCGAUCACACGUACGAGGUUGAGCUCUCGGAGGGCGCGGUGCGGUGGUAUGGCGAGGCGGGAGUGUAA
Messenger RNA from Durotheca rogersii, 1260 nucleotides. RefSeq lists its product as uncharacterized. The record is from RefSeq and is a predicted model, not a curated record. NCBI's taxonomy places the organism in Eukaryota, Fungi, Ascomycota, Sordariomycetes, Xylariales, Xylariaceae. The transcript has 4 exons. Bases 1 to 1260 code for a protein of 419 amino acids.